Arvicanthis niloticus (Nile rat) is the source of this 1743-nucleotide messenger RNA. Its product is annotated as regulator of G-protein signaling 3-like. Gene Ontology annotation, cellular component: nucleus; plasma membrane. The record is from RefSeq and is a predicted model, not a curated record. NCBI's taxonomy places the organism in Eukaryota, Metazoa, Chordata, Mammalia, Rodentia, Muridae.
AUGUUUGAGACAGAGGCAGAUGAGAAGGAGAUGCCCCUGGUGGAGGGGAAGGGGCCAGGUGCUGAGGAACCCACACCCAGCAAAGAUCCCUCUCCUGGCCAGGAGCUUCCUCCAGGACAAGACCUCCCACCUAGGAAAGACCCCUCUCCCAGCCAGGAGCUUCCUCCAGGACAAGACCUCCCACCUAGAAAAGACCCUUCUCCUAGCCAGGAGCUUCCUCCAGGACAAGACCUCCCACCCAGGAAGGACUCCUUCUCAGACCAAGAAGCUGCUCCUGGCCCAGAGUCACCGUCCAGUGAAGACACAGCGAUCCACCCAAAGUCCCCUCAAAGCCCAGAAAUCUCAACAAGCAAGGACUCCCCACCAGACCAGGGAUCCUCUCCAACCACAGAACUUCCAUCUUGCCAGGGCCUUCCUUCUGGUCAAGAAUCUACUAGCCAGGACCCUUUGUUCAGUCAAGAGGCCCCUGUUAUCCCAGAAUCCUCUGCCUCCGUCCAGAACCAUCUACCAUCUCAGGAGUCAUCUCCCAGCCAGGGCUCCCCACCAGAGAAGGCCCUUGCUGAGCAGACCAUCAGCUCUGGGGAGCUACCAGCAGCCACUGCAGCUGAACCUCCAGCCUCCAGACCUAACUUUGAUCCCGAGGUCCGACUGGAUAGUGCCUACAGCCAGCAGGAUGGGGCCCACGGAGGCAGCUCUGGUGAGGACGAAGAUGCCGGAGGAGAGGAGGGGGAAGAAGGGGAGGAAGAUGAGGAGGACGACACUAGCGACGACAACUUCGGGGAUCGUAGUGAGGCCAAGCGCAGCAGCCUGAUUGAGACUGGCCAAGGCGCUGAGGGCGGCCUCUCGUUGCGUGUACAGAACUCGCUGCGGCGCCGGACGCACAGCGAGGGCAGCCUGCUGCAGGAGGCCCGUGGGCCCUGCUUUGCCUCUGAUACCACCCUACACUGCCCUGAUAGUGAGGGCACCACAUCCACCUGGGCCAUCCCUUCACCCCGCACCCUCAAAAAAGAACUGGGUCGCAAUGGAGGCUCCAUGCAUCACCUUUCCCUGUUCUUCACUGGACACAGGAAGAUGAGUGGAACUGACCUCGCAGAUGAUGAUGAAGCCUCCCGGAAGAGAAAGAGCAAAAACAUAGCCAAGGACAUGAAGAAUAAGCUGGCUAUCUUCAGGCGGCGGAAUGAAUCUCCUGGGGCCCAGCCAGCCAGCAAGACAGACAAGACAACCAAGUCCUUCAAGCCUACCUCGGAGGAAGCCCUCAAGUGGAGUGAGUCCCUGGAAAAGCUGCUGCUUCAUAAAUAUGGCUUAGAAGUGUUCCAGGCCUUUCUUCGCACUGAGUUCAGUGAGGAGAACCUGGAGUUUUGGCUGGCUUGUGAGGAUUUCAAGAAGGUCAAAUCACAGUCCAAGAUGGCAGCCAAAGCCAAGAAGAUCUUUGCUGAAUUCAUUGCGAUCCAGGCUUGCAAGGAGGUAAACCUGGACUCGUACACACGAGAACACACCAAGGAGAACCUGCAGAGCAUCACCCGAGGCUGCUUUGACCUGGCACAAAAACGUAUCUUUGGGCUCAUGGAGAAGGACUCUUACCCUCGCUUCCUUCGCUCUGACCUCUACCUGGACCUCAUUAACCAGAAGAAGAUGAGUCCCCCCGCUCUAGGGACCACCCAGUAUCCAGCUCAGCGUUCACACCAAGCGGAGCGGGCUCCCUGCCCACCCGCCUCCCUUCCCUGUGACAGAGGGGGCAAGUAA